Molecule: messenger RNA, 4270 nt
Organism: Tachysurus vachellii
Lineage: Eukaryota; Metazoa; Chordata; Actinopteri; Siluriformes; Bagridae
Gene: pde3b
Product: phosphodiesterase 3B
Exons: 16
Coding region: 166-3420 (1084 amino acids)
Biological process (GO): signal transduction
Cellular component (GO): membrane
Molecular function (GO): protein kinase B binding; 3',5'-cyclic-AMP phosphodiesterase activity
Source: RefSeq, a predicted model, not a curated record
UCUUCCUUUGCCGUAGAGAGAGAAGAAAAAAAAAAAUGCAGGAGCGCGUUUGAGUCGGUUCCGGAGCGCGUCCGCCGCUAUGUAGCGAAACUGUCGGUCGGCAGGAUGAAAGUUUGAGACGGGAAAAAAGCGUGAGCUGUUUUUUUUGUCGGCAGGAGGGAAAACAUGGCUGUGCGGGAGGAAGGAGAGGUUCCGCACGUUAAAGUGAGGCACGACGGAGGCGCAGAGAGCUUCAGGAACGGCUAUGUGAAGAGCUGCGUCACGCCGCUUAAGCAGGACCCUCCGCGGGGGCUUUUCCUUAGCGCGUGCCGCUCGUGCAGAGACCCGGACACCGGCACCACGGGGGCUGCGCGCGUCUCCGCUGCCUACGCGGGAGCUUUCGCGGCGCUCGCGGCGUCUUUCUUCCUUUCGCGUCGCUUUCAAAGCGUCGAGUUGCGCGCGCUACUGUCGGACGUCGCGAGUUCUCUGAGCCCGUUGUUCAGUAUCGGGUGCGCGCACUUCUUCCUUACCUUCUACCUGCGCCGGCGGAAGCGCGAGAGCAGUCGCGGCUGGCUCGUGGCCCUGCCGGUCUCGUGCUACCUGGGGGACUUCGCGGCGCUGCGCUUCCUGCAGUGGGGAUCCGGAGAGCAAGAACACUCCGUCGCUGUUUCGCAUCACGUGCACACGGCGGGCCGCCUGCUGUUCGUGCUCGGUUGUGUGGGCCUGCUCACACUGUUACCGACACUAAAACUCCGCCACAGCGUGCUCGUACUACUUUUCGCCAGCGGCGCGUGGCUGCUCGCACACACCGGCCUGAGCUGCGUGACAUCGUGGCUCAGGCCGCUGAUCGCGUGCGCUGCCGCCGUGACUGGCUCGGUGCUCGGCCUCGGGUUCGACCGCUCAUAUCCGCCGAGGGAAACAACCAGCCGGACAUCCGAGGAGCGCGUGCCGGUGGUGAGGCCGAGGCGCAGAUCGAGCUGUGUGUCACUCGGGGAGACGUCCAGUAGCUACUAUGGCAGCUGGAAAAUGCCGCGCAGGCCGUCAUUACCGUGUAUCUCCCGAGAGCAGAUGAUUCUGUGGGACUGGGAUCUGAAACAGUGGUCCAAACCUCAGUAUCAGGGUUCAGUGUGUGGAGCAGAUCUCUCAGUGAUUAGUGAUGUGAGGAAUCUGAUCUCAGACCUGAUGCAGGACUCGUCUCUGUCUCCGAAUGUCAUGUCGUCAUUACGCAGUGUCAGCAGUUUGCUCAACAGCGUCUCAGGCUCCUGCCGUCCGCGUCCAAAUCCGUUCACACCUUUCCCUGGGUUCUACCCCUGUGCUGAGGCAGAGGAUCCAAGUGACAGAGCUGAAAGAAAGCCUGUGAAAGGCCUGAGUAGUAGAAACAGUCUGCCGACUCCUCAACUGAGGCGGAGCUCUGCGUGUUCAACCCUCUCUCCUCUGGAGACGCACUCGUCCCCUCGCUGGGAGCGCAGUAAUGGAAAAAGAUCUCACACUGAGCUCAGUGCUGGCAGUCAGGGAUCAUUCUCUAAUGGGCCAAACAGCAACCUGCUGACCAUCCCGAAGCAGAGAUCAUCCUCUGUCACGCUCUCCUAUGGUCACACCAUUCCCAGAAGACCAGGUGCUUCUCCGAGUCUGAGUCCGCUCAGUUCACCCAGUCACAGUCCCCCUUCAUGUACCAGCUCAUCACUGAUCACUCGUUCUCCGGUGGAGUUUCCAGACACAGCUGAUUUCCUCACCAAGCCCAGCGUAAACCUGCACAAAGCACCAGGGUUUUCACUCAGCUCACUCUGCACCAGUUGUGGGCGGCAAAUUCUGAAGAGCAGCUCGAAUGCUGAGGUUGCUGAUAGCCACAUGACCUUGGGGCCUGAUGUGCAAAGAAGACAAUCAGGUGAGGAGACGGAAUACAGCAGUGAUGGACUGAUCAGGGAGGAGCGGGGGGAAGUAGAUGCUCAUGGAGAGGAAGCAGGACUGACUGCAAAAGCUAAAGAACGAGCUCAGCAUGAGGAAGAGGAGGAGGAAGAGCAAAGUUUGGGUGUGCAGGAGAGUCCUUCUCGUCCUGAGGAGUUCAAGUUAGAGCCCCUGCUAGAGGACCAGGAAGCUCUGUUGGAGAAGCUCAGUAACUGGAACUUUCAGAUCUUUGACCUGAUGGAUAGAACAGGAGGGAAGACGGGACAAAUCCUCAGCUGUGUGGCCUACACUUUGUUCCAGGACACGGGUCUGUUUGAAAUCUUCAGAAUCCCCGUGCGGGAGUUCAUGACGUACUUCUGUGCUCUGGAGAACGGCUAUCGCGACAUACCCUAUCACAAUCGUGUCCAUGCCACAGACGUCCUUCAUGCUGUUUGGUACCUCACCACCAGACCCAUCCCUGGCUUCCAGCAGAUCCAUAAUGAACAUGUGACAGGAAGUGACACAGACUCGGACAGUGGCAUCUCUCCUGGCCGGGUUUCUUAUGCUUUGUCCAAAAGCUCCUCCAUCUCCGACAAUAAUUAUGGUUGCUUGGCCUGGAACGUCCCUGCUCUCGAACUCAUGGCACUCUAUGUAGCAGCUGCUAUGCACGACUAUGAUCACCCAGGUCGCACAAAUGCCUUUCUUGUAGCUACUAAUGCCUCUCAGGCCGUGCUGUACAACGAUCGUUCAGUUCUGGAAAACCAUCAUGCUGCUGCUGCAUGGAGCCUUUUCCUGUCUCAGCCUGAGUUUAAUUUCCUGUCCAACCUGGACCAUGUUGAGUUCAAGAGAUUUCGCUUUCUUGUUAUCGAGGCCAUCCUCGCCACAGACCUGAAGAAGCACUUUGAUUUCUUAGCCGAGUUUAACUCCAAGGUUACAGAUGUGAAUAGCCCAGGUAUCGACUGGACUAAUGAGAAUGACAGGUUGUUGGUUUGCCAAGUGUGCAUCAAGCUGGCAGAUAUUAAUGGACCAGCAAAAGAACGCAGACUUCACCUGAAAUGGACAGAAGGCAUCGUGAAUGAGUUUUAUGAACAGGGAGACGAGGAGGCUUGCCUCGGAUUACCCAUCAGCCCUUUCAUGGACCGCUCUGCGCCACAGCUGGCCAAGCUGCAGGAGUCCUUUAUCACACACAUUGUUGGGCCACUGUGUAACUCGUACGAUGCUGCUGGACUACUCCCAGGCUACUGGGUGGAUGAAGAUGGCGAGGAGGAUGAUGCUGAAGACACAGAGACCGAUGAUGAAGACAUUGAUGAAGAGCUUCAAUUAAAACCCGGGAAAAGCCGCCAGCGUCUUUUCUGCAGCAUUAUGCAGCACCUGACUGACAACCACAUGGCAUGGAAGCAGAUCAUUGAGGAAGAGGAAAAGAACUGUGACCUGGGGCUUCAUCAGCAGCAAGAGCAGCAGCAGGCAGACACACAUCCUCCCUCCACAACCUCAGAUGAUAUUCAGGUCAUAGAGGAGGAGGCUGAAGAGGAAGAGCGGCAACAGGAGGGGGAUUGAGUGAAGCCGAUUGGCUGAGAGAAUAAUAGGGGACGGGGGUGAAGCAAACAUCGAAACAUUGCUCUUGAUCUCCUUCACACAGUCCGAACUGACACCAGAAGAUUCUGCCAGAUCUCCUGUACUGAAACGAUCACUGUGACGCAAAUGCAGUUCACGUGGUGUUGGGGGAAAAAAAAUUGUACAACAAGGCCUUACUACUGUGAGAGCAUCCUAUGCACUUUCACCCCAUGGAGAAUGAUGGAGGAUCAGAAAGAAGAUCGAAAAAAGACAUGAUAUAAUGAACCGAAACUCUCCAUGGUUAUUUGGCUGUGAUGCUGCCUUGAAAGCAGAGCUCUUAACUCUCCUGUAGGUACUUAUUACAAUUAUUAUUUUUUUUAGUUAUUUAAAAAACAGAAUUUCAGAGGACUUGCAAGUCAGCACUCAUUACCAAAGUGAACAGUUAAAAACAAACGAGUCUGAGGCUAAAGCAGGCUCUGUGUCAGGAAUACUCUAGAAACAUAAAUCAAACGUGCCUGUCUGAACCCUUUUGUGUGUGUGUUUUUUUUUUGUUGCUGCCUCGUUCCCCCCACGUGGUCCUGGUGAUGGACUCUAACCCUCAGCACACACUUUCCUCUACCAUGCUGGUGACACGAAAACACUGUAUCAUUGAACUCAGCCACUACGACUGAAACAACAUGAAUAUUUACUUCUGCAUCAUUUUAGGAUGCUUUUUUUUUACUCACCUGCUGUUAGAUUUAGUUUCCUCUGUUAAAGACUUGUGUGCUCAUGGAUUGUUGUUUUUCCUCCUCAGGAAUGCAAAGUUGGCAUUUGUUGUUCCUUUUGUAAACUCUUAAAAGCAUUAAGUAUGGAA